CAGGGGCAAUGUGUAUUUCAUGCUAGAUUUUUGAAGGAAACUAAAACUCCCAUCCGUGCCGUAAAUUAAAAUGCUGUUGAUUUCGAGGGAGCUGAUAUUUCAUUAAGCAAACCUAGGGCUCAGGCUUGUUUUCCUGUUUCCGAUUUCGCCGCGACAGCGCAGUCCUGCACAUUCAUGUCUACUCAAAAGUGAAACCCCCAUUUCCCCGUUUGUUUAUGGAAAAAAUGCCUUUCUUACAGGUCACCCCAGGGUCUCAGCAAUGGGGUGAGAGGCAAGCUGUUUUUUGGAGGGAAGAUGUCUGUGCACGCCCGCGGCUUCACCCCCGCGCCCCCAAAUCUGCUGUUGCCUCUUUGUACUGUAAAUUGUAACCAAAUAAAGCCGGGUUUUAUUUCUGAGUUAACGUAUACAGAUCCAUGGGCGUAGGGGAGAGCAGGUAUUAUGCUGGGGUGGGGAGAAACUGAGUUAACUGCGAUGCAAUUGGUCAGUUAAAUGUUUUUAUUUAUUUACUUGAUUUAGGGGGCUGCCUCCCCUGUCCCUCACCCCCCAUCCCCGGCCACGCUCAUGUACAGAACCUGGCUGUAAAUGAGGUGAAGAUCCAGUGUUUGGGAAUGAUGCCUUUCCUCAGGGGAAGCGGUUUAGGAACAUAGCUGUCAUACAGAGUCAGACCAUUGGUCAUUUAGCUCAGUACAUUAUUCAGUAGAGCAUCUCCAGAGUCACAGCCAAUCUUUUGCAGCCCUGUUUCCACAUGCAGGGAGUCAUGACCUUUUGUGCCAAAGCAAGUGCUCUACCACUAAGCUCCAAUUUAAGGAAUUUAUUUUAAUGUAUCUGAAUAUUGUUUGUCUUGCACUUAAAGUGUCAAUUAGUAGUAGUAUUAAUUAAACUUAUUGAUAACUGGUAACCUAGUGCAUUUAUAAUGUGAUAUCAUAAUAUAAAAGCAUGCAAAGCCAACAGUUUAGAACACAACAAAACAUUCCUUUCUGGUAGCCACUCAGUUUAAUGCAUAACACUUUAUAAAAACCAGUCUACUGAUAUGACCACCACAGAAUUAAUAUUAUUGAGUGAGGAUCAAGGCUAUGCAUUUAAUCUCACCUACAACAUCAUUUAUUUUACCCUCCUUCCAGCAAGCAUGUUGUGGCAUUCGUACGGAGCCCCCAGUCGUUUCACGGACUAUUGACCCGUACACCACUAAUCCGCUGCCAACAGCCAGGUUCUCUCCGACAUUUCCAAAAGAACAGGCAAACGCCACACAUGUAUUGUGUGAAAAUGAAGCCCAACGUGAGCUCCUGAUUAUGAACAGAGAGUGCUAUGCAAUUGGGAGAAGCAGUCAGGACACCGCACGAUCCUGAACUGACUGGAAGUACAAUUUUAUUCAGAGAUUUGCAGUACCUGGUUAGCAUCGCAAUGAGAGGGCUGGUGAACAUGAAAAAUAAACUGCUUUUCAACAUGAAUUUACCUUGGCUUAUCAAGUUGUCUACAGACAUUAUAUUCAGAGGGGAUUCCGCUAGGUUUCUUUGCCUUAAGAUUGAUAGCUCCAGUGAUGAAUUGGACAAGGAGAACAAUAUUUUAGUGAAAAAUCUGGCUGGUAUGGGCGUGGAUGUCAAAAUGGUAAGAAAACGACAGCCUGGUGUUCUCAAGAGGCAGAUCACCAAUGAAGAUGGCCUGAAGAUUUUUCUGCAAGGAAAAGGGGCUAACAGAGAAGCCAUUGCCAGUAUAAUCUCACGUUAUCCACGUGCCAUCACUCGCUCACACCAAUCUCUGAAAGAACGCUGGGAAAUUUGGCGAAGCAUUUUGAUGACCGACAUGGAAAUUGUAACAAUCCUGAAACGUUCCCCUGAAUCCUUUUUCCGUUCUGGGAAUAAUGAAAACAUGCAGAAGAACAUUACCUUAUUUUGUUCUAUUGGGCUGACUUCUAAGGAUCUUGGCAACAUGCUGACCAGAGUUCCAAGGGUGUUUUCUAACAGUAUAGAGCUCAAUAAACAAAUGAUAAGCCUCUUGAAUGACAUCUAUUUAGAUCUAGGUGGAGAAAAGCCAGAUGACUUUGUAAAACAGAUAAUUUCUAAAAAUGUCUUUAUCCUCUUACGGAGCAGCAAGCAAGUGAAAGCAAACGUUCAGUUUCUGCAGUCAUCUUUAAGUCUGAGCAAUAAGGAAUUUCUAACGCUGUUGCAUGGGCAAGGAGGUGAUGUUCUGGAUCUCUCUAAUGAAUACCUAAAAAAGACACUUGCAAACGUGAAAGAGAAACUGUUGUCUCAUGGGUGCACUGAAAUAGAGGCAGAUAUGUUUGUCCUUAAGCACCUUCGCAUUCUAUACCUUUCUCCACAGAACCUGAAUGAUAAAAUAGAUUGCCUCUUGCAGGCAAAUAUUAACAUUAAUCUAAUACUGAAAAGUCCUCUAGUUCUGGACAAAAGCAUCAAAACUAUAAGUAACCGUAUUGAUGAGCUGGGAAAGCUAGGCUAUAACUUUCAAAUCCAUGGGAUUGGAAUUCUUGCGUUAAGUAAACAACGAUAUGAAGCAAAAUUGGAAAAGUUACAGGCAGCAACAAUUUUGCACGGCUCUAAUUGAUGUGCGACCACCAAUGCAUGGGUCUUUUGGGACCCAGAAGAGGGCAAAUGGGGGUGUGGGGGGGUAAUGGAGGCAAAUGGACUUAUGCAUGCUCCACCAACCCGUUUAGGGGCCAGAAAUUGCACCCAGGUGCAAAAUGGUUGCUGCCUGUACAAUGUACAUAAUAAAUAUUUUUUUUUAUUUUUUUAUUGCCUUAUGUGACCAAAGAAACAGAAAGCAAAACUUACGGAAGAAAUAAAUAAAUGGUAUUGAGGUUAAAAAUAAUUUAGCCUUGCAGUACUUUUUUUGAAUUAAUAACUAUUUGUGGCUAUUCUAAAUUUUCAAAAGUGUUGGUUUUAAUAGGAUCUGGUGAAUGGAUGCACUUCAAAUCUAGGAAUACCUUUACAUAUGCUCCCUGAUAUGCUACAUUUCUACAUUGAUUUAUUUAAACAUUGAGCCUUCUAACCUGAUAGCUGAAAUGAUGCAGUAGCAAUGAAGCAUUACUACUUAAUUUUGCUGAAUAUAUGUUUUACUAAUUAUUGUGCUUCUUUCCUGCUCUUUUAAACGGAGCAUUGUAUUGAGUUGCCUAUGUAUUUCUUGGCUCAGGUUAAACUUAAAAUGAAUGUUGCUUUUCUAUGUAAUUCCACCCCCUCACCCCCCCUUGCCUUUGAUGGCCACUUAAGGAACUGUAAAUUUUUAUAUGGAACAAAAAUGAAACUGAAACAUGGUAGGCAGAAUAGCAGCUAUUUUCUUUUUGGUAUUUAGAGUGAAUUAAAAUAAUAAAUCAAUGGGACGAUAAAAAGAGUCUUUGGGGGGAACAUAAUUUAUAAGGGAGGAGCAUGAUUUAAUUAAAUAAUUUAAAAAACAACAACUUUACAUUCAGCCCACCCAUUAACUGAAAUUUCCAUGAAGAAUUUGAAUUUCAGUUGAACCCAGAACUUCUUUUGACAGUUACUAUGGAAGUUAAAAUGAAGAUGAUAAAUGGUGGCAAUAGCUAUCAAGUGGAAAAUAUAUAUAUGACUAAUUGACAGCUAGAAAGGGCAAGCUCUCUUGUGGUUAAAACAUCCACAAGAUGAAAGGAUGGAAGUCUUUGGGGAAUAAUUCACCCUACAAUUUACUGCUACUAAUUACUGGUAUGUAUGAAGUAUGCACCAUGCUGCAAAAACAGUCAGGAAUAAUAUGUGUUGGCCUUUAGUGGUAAAAAAUAAUCUAUUAAGCUUUUUUUAAACAACCCCUUUGACUAUAAAUUCUAAGCAAUUAUAUUCCUGUGGGUGAUUAGAACUCAUAUUGUAUCCUUGAAGAAACAGAAGUUUGUUUGAAACAGGAUGCAUCAGACAAAUCAUAGUGAGCUUAUCUUAGUCACUCUUCUCCCCUGGAAUCCUUAGAGAGGUCCUCAUACUGUUUUUUCCUUAGAAAAAAAUGUACAUAGUUUUCUUUCUCUGCAGGGGAGUUGCUUGCUUAUGAGAAAUUUGUCAUGUGAUUAUUUUUUUUAAACUUAAUCUGUAAAACAUGGAUUCUACAUUUAGAGGACUUCAAAGGAGAUGGCGAGUCAAAUUCUUGAGUGACGUAAAUGUUGACUUAGUGAUUGUUGUGUGAUAAUUAUAGGAACCGCAAAGCAAUGUGUAUUGGUAUUUUAAAUACAUUUAUGUAUUCACAAUGUUUUUUUUUAAAAAAGACAACAACUUGUAUUUCA
Podarcis muralis (Common wall lizard) is the source of this 4231-nucleotide messenger RNA. It is a transcript of the gene MTERF1, whose product is annotated as mitochondrial transcription termination factor 1. The record is from RefSeq and is a predicted model, not a curated record. Lineage: Eukaryota; Metazoa; Chordata; Lepidosauria; Squamata; Lacertidae. Gene Ontology annotation, cellular component: mitochondrial matrix. Gene Ontology annotation, molecular function: double-stranded DNA binding. Gene Ontology annotation, biological process: termination of mitochondrial transcription; regulation of DNA-templated transcription.